AUGGAUUAUAAGCAAUAGUAUGAUGAAAUGUGCCAAAAAUAUUAGUAAAUGGAAGAGGAAUACAAUCAGUUUAUAGAAGAAAGCCAAAUUUUGGAAGAUCAAUAAUAAAAAACAAUUGAGACUUUAAAUAAACAACUUGCAUAGACAUAAAAUUAGUUAUUGCAAUAAAAAGAAGAAACAUAAAGAGCGAGAAGUGAAUUAUAAUAAACUCAAAACCAAUUGGAGAAGCAAUUAAAUAAAAAGGAAACUCAGAUUGCAGAAUUUUAAAAAAAUGUGCAAAGCCUUAAAUUAUAAAUCAUAGACUUAGAAGUUGAUUAAGAUCUCAAUAACAAUAAGAUUAGGUAGCUCGAAGAAACCAAUAAGGACUUAGAAAUUAAAUUAGAUAAAGUCUUAGAGUAAUUAGCAAUGGCAUAAACUGAUUAAGAGGCUAACAAGAUUUAGUCUUCGGAAGAAAUCGAGCGUCUGAAGCAAACAUUAAAAGAAAAUCAAGACGAGUUAUUUGCUGCAAAGAAUCAAAGAGUUUGUGUUACAACAACGAUUCCAGAAGUUGUGAAAAUGCCAAAGAUUGAUUCUUUAAGAGCAAAUGCAGCUGGAUUUAACAAAAGUCUGACUUUAAUAUAGGCUUUGAUUAAAGAUCUUGAUGACAAAAUGACAUUAAUUAGAUAACCUAAGGCAUGA
This is a messenger RNA of Paramecium tetraurelia, 678 nucleotides long. RefSeq lists its product as uncharacterized. Gene Ontology annotation, cellular component: kinetochore; centrosome; kinesin complex. The record is from RefSeq and is a predicted model, not a curated record. The transcript is spliced from 4 exons. Gene Ontology annotation, molecular function: microtubule binding. Lineage: Eukaryota; Ciliophora; Oligohymenophorea; Peniculida; Parameciidae. Gene Ontology annotation, biological process: chromosome segregation; microtubule nucleation; mitotic centrosome separation.